UAAAAAUGUGACUUAUUUUUAUUCAUUCUUUUGUACUGUUCGAUCGUUCUCCACUAUGAUACGGUUUCAACGAAGAAACGUUUUAUUUAUGUUCAAGUGAGAGUUUUCUAAAUCAAGAUGAGAAGACAAUGGUACAGCCCGAAUGUGAAUGUGGCAAACUAUGGCGAGCCUCAAAUCGUCAUAGAGGAAAGCACAUCGGGCGAAGAGGAAGAGGAAGGGCGAAGGAACGAGUCGCCUCCGCGUUGCAUGGAUCCCGAUUCGACACCCUUAAAUCCUCGUCUAUUGUCUCCCUGGCGAGAGGUCAGGAAACGCUCUCUACCGACUCCGCAAUGUACUUCCGGGAUAACCGCAUCACAGGUGAGACGAAUGAGCGAUCGUGGCGGAGAAGGAUCAGGACUCUCGAAAAUACAAGGACCAUCGCCGAGGGAAGCUACUUUCCUGUCCACCCUCUCUCAAACAUCGGCUCCUCAGCUAGGUGGCCGAAGACAUUCGGUCGUUACGAUUGAAAGAGUGUCACCGACUUUGUUUGGCCGUAAUCGUCGCGAAUCAAUCGCCCGUUUUCCUUUUGGAGUCGUGACCAGAAUAUUACCGAGUCGUCGAGACCCAGAGUCUAGAAUGUCCGCACCACCGAGCGGUAGAGGAAGUACGCACAAUCUUCAGUUGGACAUUAUGGACGACAUCGCAGACCUAAAAGCGAGGAAGGUGCGCUUAAGGAUGUACAGGACGUCGACGGAGCAAGUGUACGAAAUGCAGCCGCUGGAGGGUAACAGUUCUGUUCAACGUUACACUGAACAGCCGAAACAACGAUUCUUUGAAAUGCCUACUCUGUCGGUUUCGCCGACGUCUUCUCUCCGAAAGCGCGUCUCGGAACUGCCAAGAGCCGCGAGAACACCCGUUUUCGGUGCUGCGGGCAUGGUCUGCUCUAAUAGGGAUCUGAUAUCGAUCCUAAGCUCGGUAGGGUCUUCCGCGACGGAAAUGUCGAAGAAGCCGGAAGAUUUAGCAACGGCCAGUUCAAGUCUUAGGUUCGAUGAAUUGAAGGUAGUGAAGGCGAUGAAGAAAAUGUUCGGUAAAAAGUCCCCUAAUAGCGAGGUCGUAUGGGACAACACUAGUGGAACCAAAGUGGACGCUCAGGUAUUUGGUAGCGCAAUUGAGAAGAUAUUAACGGCGCAGAAGGGAAACGAUACGGAGAUACCGAGGGCUUCCGGGUCGAGCGGAAAGCCCUCGGUAUCUUCGAACAAACCAAUGUCAGGUGAAGUGACAAAUUUGUUUUGGAAUAGCAAGAACCAAAAGCAGACGGAAUUCAGCGAACCGUCUCUCUGUUCUUCCCUAAAGGACCUAUUCAAGAAGUAAUGGGGAAGAACAAAUACUAAUAAAUGUUAAGUGUCUCUAGUUUAAUUAACACUUCUUUAUCUAAGAAUUUCUUCCCUAAAAGACCUAUUCAUUAUGUAAUGUAGAAGCACAAAUACUAAUAAAUGCUAAGUUUCUCUCGUUUAA
Bombus terrestris (buff-tailed bumblebee) is the source of this 1494-nucleotide messenger RNA. RefSeq lists its product as uncharacterized. The transcript has 5 exons. Bases 118 to 1350 code for a protein of 410 amino acids. The record is from RefSeq and is a predicted model, not a curated record. NCBI's taxonomy places the organism in Eukaryota, Metazoa, Arthropoda, Insecta, Hymenoptera, Apidae.